AUGGGUCAUUCAGUACCACCGCUCAAUGACAAGUCUCUCUUGAAGAGCCAGACAUAUGUCAACGGAGAAUGGAUAGAUGCAAAGUCGGGCAAGACUUUCGAGGUCCAUGAUCCUGCAACGGGCAAGCUCAUUGGCACCAUGCCCGAGAUGGACCGCGCCGACACCGAAGCCGCCAUCUCAGCAGCAUCUGCCGCACUCCCUUCUUUCCGCAAACUUACCGGUCGCGAGCGCUCGCGCAUGCUACGGAAAUGGUAUCAAUUAAUGAUGGAUAACGCGGAGGACCUGGCAAAGCUUAUAACGUGGGAGAAUGGAAAGCCCAUGGCAGAUGCUAAGGGCGAGGUCAACUACGCUGCGAGUUUCUACGAGUGGUUCGCGGAAGAGGCGCCACGCAUGUAUGGAGCCACCAUCCCAGCCUCGGUUGCUGGUAAUCGCGUGUUCACUAUCAAAGAGCCCGUCGGUGUUGUAGGAUUGAUCACACCAUGGAACUUCCCAGCAGCUAUGAUCACACGAAAGAUUGGCCCAGCUCUAGCAGCUGGUUGCACUGUCGUUGCGAAGUCUCCUGGCGAGACACCUUUCACAGCAGCAGCUCUCGCCGAGCUUGCACACCGAGCAGGAAUCCCUAAGGGUGUCGUCAACUUCGUCACAGCACUCAAGAACACACCAGAAGUUGGCGAGACCAUCACAUCAAGCAAAACCGUCAAAAAGGUCUCAUUCACAGGAUCAACCGGCGUCGGAAAGCUUCUGAUGAAGCAGUCGUCGGACACGCUGAAGAAGCUUUCUUUUGAGCUUGGUGGAAACGCGCCUUUCAUCGUCUUCGAUGACGCCGACCUUGAGACAGCAGUAACCGGAGCUAUCGCAUCCAAGUUCCGUUCCUCGGGCCAAACAUGUGUAUGUGCCAACAGGAUUUACGUCCAAUCAGGUAUCUACGAUGAGUUCUGCACCAGGUUCACUGAGAAGGUCAAGAGCUUCAAGGUCGGUGGCGGUUAUGAAGAGGGAAUCACGCACGGCCCACUGAUCCAUGACCGCGCUGUCUCCAAGGUGGAUGCUCACGUCCAGGAUGCCGUCAAGAACGGCGCAAAGGUCUUGUUCGGAGGACAAAAGCUACCCGAUCUUGGGGAGAACUUCUACCAACCGACAGUCCUCCGCGACAUGACCAAGGACAUGCAGCUCGCCAAAGACGAGACUUUUGGCCCUGUUGCUGGACUCUUCCCCUUCGAUACCGAAGCCGAUGUCGUUAGCCUCGCCAAUGCGGCUGACGUGGGACUUGCAGGUUACUUCUUCAGCAAAGAUAUCCAGAGAGUUUAUAGGGUGGCUGAAGCCCUCGAAGUUGGUAUGGUUGGUGUCAACACCGGUCUUAUCUCGGAUGCAGCUGCACCUUUCGGAGGUGUCAAGGAGUCUGGAUUUGGACGAGAAGGAAGUCACUUGGGUAUCGAGGAAUAUGUUGUCACGAAGACGAUUACCAUGGGUGGAAAUGGCCAGCCGUUGCAGGGCGAGUAG
Molecule: messenger RNA, 1497 nt
Organism: Alternaria postmessia
Lineage: Eukaryota; Fungi; Ascomycota; Dothideomycetes; Pleosporales; Pleosporaceae
Exons: 4
Coding region: 1-1497 (498 amino acids)
Biological process (GO): GABA catabolic process
Molecular function (GO): succinate-semialdehyde dehydrogenase (NAD+) activity
Source: RefSeq, a predicted model, not a curated record